Molecule: messenger RNA, 336 nt
Organism: Prorocentrum cordatum
Lineage: Eukaryota; Dinophyceae; Prorocentrales; Prorocentraceae
Source: the annotation of a GenBank genome assembly
AUGGCCAGCGCACGCCCAGGCACAAGCACAGAGGAGGAGAGGCGAGGGAGAGGGCCACCACACGUCAACCUACGGUGCUCGGCGGAGCCGACUUUAGGGGGGAAGAGGAAAAGGGGGGUCCCUCGCGAUACCCUCCGCCCGGAGGUUGGCCAUCGCGAACAUGACAUCUGGUACUUCCUGAUCAGGUCGCGGGCGGACGUGGACCAGCGGCUUCCAGAUGUCCGACAGCACCUUCUUGACACUCUUGGCUGCGAUCUCUCCCUCUGGAUCUGCUCAGCGUUCCUGUCUGGGCCCGCGUGGAUCUCAGAAGGAGCGCCGCCCACUGCCAGUCCAUGA